Molecule: messenger RNA, 1299 nt
Organism: Drechmeria coniospora
Lineage: Eukaryota; Fungi; Ascomycota; Sordariomycetes; Hypocreales; Ophiocordycipitaceae
Product: ER membrane protein
Exons: 2
Coding region: 1-1299 (432 amino acids)
Biological process (GO): septin ring assembly; endoplasmic reticulum inheritance
Cellular component (GO): endoplasmic reticulum membrane; cortical endoplasmic reticulum; perinuclear endoplasmic reticulum
Source: RefSeq, a predicted model, not a curated record
AUGUGGUGGUUCUUCAGCGUCGUUUUGAGCUCCGUCUUCCUCCUCAGCAUCGUCCUCUCCAUCCCGGUCGCCUUCGACGUCGGCGGUCGCGACAGCGGGCUCGUCUACAGCCUGUCGCUCUUCAUAUACUACUUUGCCUACUCGGCCAUCCGCAUCGUGACGCCCGAGCGAUCGCGGCUCGGCUGGAGCAUCUCGACCCUCCUCCGGCUGUCGCAAUGGAUCGUCAUCCCGUCCCUCAUGAUAUGGGCCCUCGACAAGUUCGCCGUCGACGCCGGGAGCACGAAUUGGGUCGAGCGGACGCUCGGCGGCGUCCUCCAGUCCAACAGCCGGAGCUGGUCCGAAUGGGUGUUCGGAAAGGACGGCAUCGUCGAGACCGUCAUGCUUGGCAGCUGGGACAAGGUCCUGCGCUACUCGGGCCCCGUCUUCCAGCUGCUCGAGGGAUUCUGCACGCUGCUCGUCAUCCAGGCGGCCGGCCAGAUGACCCGCUGGCUCGUCAACCGAGGGCGGAGUGACACGUGGGUGAUCAUGCUCCUGGCCCUGUCGGGCUCCAUCAUCGCGAGCGCCGUAUACUUUCUCUGGCGGGUCGCGCAGUUCCCGCAGAUCAGCAACGUCGAGGCGACGCUCAUCGGCGUCAUCAUGACGACGGCCGUCUUCCUCUGCACCUACGGCAUCGGCAGCGGACGCGGCAGCCCGGUGGAGAGCUCGCUCCUCUUCGCCUACGUCGUCCUCUGCGUGUACCAGAUAUUCACCGACUACCUGCCUUCCGACGGCACCGGCGAGGCGGGCGAGCAGGGCGCGACGCAGCCCGAGAUCCCGCCGCUGCCGCCCAUCAUCAUGGCGUCGUACUCGACCCUGCUCCACAUCCUCGGCUCCCUCCCGUCGGCGAUGCACUCGUCCCUGGCCCUCCUCUACGCCGCCUUCCAGACGAUCACGCCCUCGGUCAUCGUCUCCCUCACCUACCGACUCUUCGUCUUCUACUCGGCCACGCGCAUCAUCCCGUCGGUCAAGGACCUCGGCGCGCGGGCGCUGAUGCAGGAACCGGACUUUGACGACUCCGAGACGGCCAGCAAGGUUCUCGGCUUCCUGAGCUGGUUUUCGCCCUCGAUCCUCGUCGCCGUCUACACGAGCUUGCUGCUGCAGCACUUUUCGACGAGCGAAGGACCGGACGGCUGGACGCUACGGGGCGGCGAUGUCGGAGGCGGAUCGUGGCGUUGGAUCAACGUCGGCCUGACCACCUUCCUCUACGGCGUCGAGCUGUACCUCGGGUCGGACGAGCAGGACCACUGGAAGGUGGACUGA